This is a messenger RNA of Mugil cephalus (flathead mullet), 551 nucleotides long. It is a transcript of the gene fabp10a, whose product is annotated as fatty acid binding protein 10a, liver basic. The record is from RefSeq and is a predicted model, not a curated record. The transcript has 4 exons. NCBI's taxonomy places the organism in Eukaryota, Metazoa, Chordata, Actinopteri, Mugiliformes, Mugilidae. Gene Ontology annotation, cellular component: nucleus; cytosol. The coding region runs from base 106 to 486 and encodes 126 amino acids. Gene Ontology annotation, molecular function: fatty acid binding. Gene Ontology annotation, biological process: fatty acid transport.
AGGUGUGAGUGCAUGUUCUCGUCCUCCACAUUGUGCUGAGCCUCACACAGCUGUCACAGCCUCCAGCCGCCCUUAGUGAAGGAGAACUCAGACUCCCUGGAAAACAUGGACUUCAGUGGAACAUGGCAGGUUUACGCUCAGGAGAACUACGAGGAGUUCCUCAGGGCCAUGGAGCUCCCUGAAGAUGUCAUCAAGAUGGCCAAGGACAUCAAGCCAGUUACUGAAAUCAAGCAGAAUGGCAAAGACUUUGUCAUCACCUCCAAGACCCCUGGAAAGUCUGUGACCAACUCUUUUACCAUCGGCAAGGAGGCUGAAAUCACAACCAUGGAUGGCAAGAAGCUCAAGUGCAUUGUCAAUAUGGAGGGCGGUAAAAUGGUUUGCAAAACUGGCAAGUUCUGCCACAUCCAGGAGCUCAAAGGAGGAGAGAUGGUUGAGACCUUGACCAUGGGCUCAACAACUCUCACCAGAAAGAGCAAAAAGAUGUGAAACCAUGAAUGAAGAAACUAACACCUAUUUAAAUGACAUUAAAAUGAAAUAAAAGGGAAGCUUGA